CUCGUUCAGUUGUCCGUUCCUUUCCUCUUGUUGUUGCUUUCCGGAAGCUUCGAUCUCGCAAUGGCGGCGACGUCGAGUGAAGCGGGGCUGUACGGGAUCAAGACGCAGCUGUUGAUUCCUGGGGCGAAGGCCGCGGCGGCGGUGAAGUUCUACGGAGACGCUUUCGGUGCGGAGGAGCUUCGGCGGGUGUCGUACCCGAAGCGCAAGCGCAACCUUCCACGCAUCAUCUCCUCCGAGCUAAAGAUCGGUUCCUCUGUUCUGCUCGUCAGCGAUCGAUUUGACGAAGGAGGCGAGGAAGGAUCUGCGGCAUCCUUCGGCGGGAUCGCGAUCUGGAUCGAAACUGAGGACGUAGAUGAGGCGGUAAAGAGGGCGUUAGCUGCCGGUGCGGAGCUCGUUAGCGAAGUGGCGGAGCACCACAAUGGCGUCUUCGGGAAGGUGAAGGACCCGUACGACGUUGUCUGGGUCAUUGAAUCCGUGCCGAAGAACUUCAAACCCAAAAACUGAUUUGCCCUAGCCGAUUCACUACCUCAUCAUAUGAAAUAAUAGCAAGCACUUUGGAUUUGCUACAUCAAGGUUGAUGAUCAAAUCAUUUCCUAAAUUUUUCGAUUCGCCUAAACAUUCUUCUUCUGCAAGAGUAUAUACUUUGUGAUUUGGGAAACUCUAAUCAGAUUGCGGCCAUUUUGAGUUGUUCUUCGCUUAA
Molecule: messenger RNA, 700 nt
Organism: Zingiber officinale
Lineage: Eukaryota; Viridiplantae; Streptophyta; Magnoliopsida; Zingiberales; Zingiberaceae
Exons: 2
Coding region: 61-504 (147 amino acids)
Source: RefSeq, a predicted model, not a curated record